Molecule: messenger RNA, 891 nt
Organism: Oncorhynchus masou masou (cherry salmon)
Lineage: Eukaryota; Metazoa; Chordata; Actinopteri; Salmoniformes; Salmonidae
Product: splicing factor 3A subunit 2-like
Exons: 3
Coding region: 1-891 (296 amino acids)
Source: RefSeq, a predicted model, not a curated record
AUGUCACCUGAGGCAGUCCUACAGUGUGAACCAUCCUACCUCUCUAACUCCAUCAGCUCCACAUGCAUCCUGUGUAUUCUGUUCCUGCUCAUCCCAAACUACUUUAUCUUACCCAGGAACAUCCAUCCAUCUCUCUAUCCCUCCAUCCAUCCAUCUCUCUAUCCCUCCAUCCAUCCAUCUCUCUAUCCCUCCAUCCAUCCAUCUCUCUAUCCCUCCAUCCAUCCAUCCCUCUAUCCCUCCAUCCAUCCAUCUCUCUAUCCCUCCAUCCAUCCAUCUCUCUAUCCCUCCAUCCAUCCAUCUCUCUAUCCCUCCAUCCAUCCAUCUCUCUAUCCCUCCAUCCAUCCAUCUCUCUAUCCCUCCAUCCAUCCAUCUCUCUAUCCCUCAUCCAUCCAUCUCUCUAUCCUUCCUUCCAUCCAUCCAUCUCUCUAUCCCUCCAUCCAUCCAUCUCUCUAUCCCUCCAUCCAUCCAUCUCUCUAUCCCUCCAUCCAUCCAUCUCUCUAUCCCUCCAUCCAUCCUCCCUCCAUCCAUCCAUUUCUCUAUCCCUCCAUCCAUCCAUCUCUCUAUCCCCCAUCCAUCCAUCCAUCUCUCUAUCCAUCCAUCCAUCAAUCUCUCUAUCCCUCCAUCCAUCCAUCUCUCUAUCCUUCCAUCCAUCCAUCUCUCUAUCUCUCCAUCCACCCAUCUCUAUAUCCCUCCAUCCAUCCAUCUCUCUAUCCCUCCAUCCAUCCAUCUCUCUAUCCCUCCAUCCAUUCAUCUCUCUAUCCCUCCAUCCAUCCAUCUUUCUAUCCCUCCAUCUUUCCCACAGAGUCCUGUAUAAUAGUGGUCUCAGUGGGAGAAACAUCUGCAGUUGUGUUUAUACUGAUUGGCUGUUUGAUUGCUGUUAGCUCUCUGUAA